Messenger RNA from Diaporthe amygdali, 1521 nucleotides. RefSeq lists its product as uncharacterized. Gene Ontology annotation, molecular function: cAMP-dependent protein kinase activity; ATP binding. NCBI's taxonomy places the organism in Eukaryota, Fungi, Ascomycota, Sordariomycetes, Diaporthales, Diaporthaceae. The record is from RefSeq and is a predicted model, not a curated record. Gene Ontology annotation, biological process: peptidyl-serine phosphorylation. Bases 1 to 1521 code for a protein of 506 amino acids. The transcript is spliced from 4 exons. Gene Ontology annotation, cellular component: cAMP-dependent protein kinase complex; nucleus.
AUGCCUAGCCUCGGUUUCCUCAAGAAGAAGCGGACAAGGGAGGCCGAUCCUUCUUCCACAGCCAGUCAGCCCACGAGUCCAAUCACCCCCACCACCACGGCAAGAAGCUUCGACAACUCUACCCUUCCUACCUCGCCGUCAGCACAGUCCGCCGAACCGCAGCAGAAGGUCGCACCGGCGCCCAGGCCGUUAUCUGAGGGCGCGAAGGUGGCCAUGAAUCCCGCCACUGCUCACCUUGCUGCCCCGUACAGUGUCACACCUCCGGCCCAUUCCCCGUCGCCGGGAACCGACCCGCAGAACCUACCGAGUAUCGCCAACCUCAUCAACCCCCCGCAGCAUGACGGCACCCAACAAGCACCUCAAGCACUCCCGGGGCAAGGGCAAUCGCAGUCGCUGAACCACGGCCGGUUUCCCCAGCCGCCCGCGAACGGCCAAUCUGCAACCGGCGCGCAAGCAUCAGGCGCCAUGUCUCAACAACAGCAAAACCCGGCCCAAGCACUGCAGGCGCAACAGGCCGCGGCGGCGCAGCAGCAACAGCAGCAGCAGUCGAGACAGACCAAAGGGAAAUACUCGCUCGUCGACUUCGACAUACUACGGACCCUUGGAACCGGUAGUUUCGGCAGGGUACACCUCGUACAGUCGAAGCACAACUCGCGCUUCUACGCCGUCAAGGUGCUGAAGAAGGCACAGGUUGUCAAGAUGAAGCAGGUCGAACACACGAACGACGAGCGGAAGAUGCUGGGCGAGGUCAAGCAUCCAUUCCUGAUCACACUCUGGGGCACGUUCCAGGACUCGAAGAAUCUGUACAUGGUGAUGGACUUCGUCGAGGGUGGUGAGCUGUUCUCGUUGCUGAGGAAAUCCGGCCGCUUCCCCAACCCUGUCGCCAAAUUCUAUGCCGCCGAAGUCACCCUUGCGCUCGAAUACCUACACGAGAAACAUAUCAUCUACCGCGAUCUGAAACCAGAGAACCUGCUGCUUGACCGGCAUGGCCACCUCAAGAUCACGGACUUUGGCUUUGCCAAACGGGUUCCGGACAAGACGUGGACGCUAUGCGGUACCCCUGACUACCUCGCGCCUGAAGUGGUGUCCAACAAAGGCUACAACAAGUCGGUGGACUGGUGGUCAUUAGGAAUUCUGAUAUACGAAAUGCUGUGUGGAUACACGCCGUUUUGGGAUAGCGGCUCACCAAUGAAGAUCUACGAGAACAUCCUUCGCGGGAAAGUAAAGUACCCGGCCUAUAUCAACCCGGACGCCCAGGAUCUGCUAGAGAGACUUAUCACAGCCGACCUGACGAAGAGGCUGGGCAACCUGUACGGUGGGCCCAAGGAUGUAAAACAACACGCGUGGUUCGCCGAAGUCACAUGGGACCGGCUCGCGAGGAAGGAUAUCGAUGCACCAUAUACGCCUCCUGUCAAAGCGGGCGCGGGCGAUGCCAGCCAAUUCGACAGGUACCCCGAGGACCCUGAGCGUUAUGGCCAAGGAGGUCAUGAUGAUUACGGGCAUAUGUUCGGCGACUUUUAG